Cuscuta campestris is the source of this 959-nucleotide messenger RNA. NCBI's taxonomy places the organism in Eukaryota, Viridiplantae, Streptophyta, Magnoliopsida, Solanales, Convolvulaceae. The record is from the annotation of a GenBank genome assembly.
GUUCUAUAAAUACCCCUCCUUCCUCCCUUCUUCCCCCCUCCCUCCCAUUCAUCCUCCAGAGCCUCUGUCUCUCCACAUCGCUAUCUCUGCAAUGUCAGCUUGCAGGGCGGGCGACCCACGCAUCCAUGGCAUCCAAUCCAGUAUCCGCGUUGUCCCUGACUUCCCCAAACCUGGAAUAAUGUUCCAGGACAUCACUACACUGUUGCUUGAUCCCAAGGCCUUUAAGGAUGCCAUUGAUUUGUUCGUUGAGCGCUACAAAGGCAAAAACAUCACCAUUGUCGCAGGAAUUGAAGCCAGAGGCUUUAUAUUUGGUCCCCCAAUUGCUUUGGCUAUAGGGGCAAAAUUUGUUCCAUUGCGCAAACCAAAGAAACUCCCAGGGGAGGUUAUCCGACAAGAGUAUGAGCUAGAGUAUGGACGCGAUUGUCUCGAGAUGCACGUCGGAGCGGUGGGGCCCACGGACCGUGCCCUGGUGGUUGAUGACUUGGUUGCCACCGGCGGCACUCUUUGCGCCGCUAUGGAUUUAUUGGAACGUGCUGGUGCUGAGGUGAUUGAGUGUGCAUGUGUCAUUGAAAUUCCAGUCCUAAAGGGUCGAGAACGGUUGCAGGGAAAGCCAUUGUACGUUCUUAUCGAGACAUGAUAGAUGCCGGCCAUCCAGACACUUUGGAAUGAGAGUCUGUAAUGUAACUAGAAGGCUAUUUGUUCAUGUUUGUGUAAACACCUUAUUUUACAGAGUUAAUUUUAUUUUAAUUUUAAAAAAAUAUAUUACAGAAUUCAUUUACUUCUUGUCUUUGUUAAUGACUCAACUGAAUCAUAAGCUCAAUUCUUUACUUGAAAGCUCAUGAUUGAUUAUAUACUCUAACAUGCCCUCAAAUGAGUAUUAUUACACGUGAUUAUUAUUAUUUUUAGUUUAAAUCUUACACAUGAAUAUUAUUUUUUUUUAAGAAAGAGAUGAUAGUGAG